Molecule: messenger RNA, 707 nt
Organism: Ziziphus jujuba (common jujube)
Lineage: Eukaryota; Viridiplantae; Streptophyta; Magnoliopsida; Rosales; Rhamnaceae
Product: ankyrin repeat-containing protein BDA1-like
Exons: 1
Coding region: 15-644 (209 amino acids)
Molecular function (GO): protein binding
Source: RefSeq, a predicted model, not a curated record
CUAUCCCAAUAGAAAUGGGUAACAGGCUAUUUGAGGCUGCUCAAACAGGAAAUAUCCAAAUUUUGCACCAACUGCUUGCUGAGAAUCCCUUCAUACUUCACACAAUUGAACUUUCUUCACAAGGCUUCAAUCCCUUAGACAUUGCUUCCACCGCCGGACAUGUUGAGUUUGUUAAGGGGAUUAUAAGAUUCAGACCGGAUUUUGCCAAACAAGUGAAUCAAGAUGGUUUUAGCCCCAUCCAUAUAGCAGCUGCUAUUGGUAAUUUGGAGAUAGUGAGGGAGUUUAUGAAAGUUGACCGGAAACUCUGCCAGUUAGAGGGAAGAAAUAGAUGGACAGCUCUUCAUUAUGCAGCUAGCAGAGGGAAGGUAGACACAAUUGAAGAAAUGCUAUUAGCUUGUCCAGAGAGCAUUGAAGUUGUGACAGUGCAAAAUGAAACUGCUUUGCAUCUUGCUGUUAAGAACAGCCAAUUCCAGGCAAUCAAUUUCAUGGUGACAUGGGUCAGAGAAAUGAAGAAGGAUGAGAUCUUAGAUAUGAAAGAUGAACAUGGCAAUUCAAUUCUUCACCCUGCUGCAUGGAGAAAACAACGCCACGCAAGGAAAAUCUCAUCACUUUUACUUUUUUUUUAUUUUAUUUUUUUUUUUUAACAUCUCAGAGAUUGAACUAAUUAAUUAAAAACUAUAUCUGAGGAAUGCAUUUUGUUUCGUGUA